CACACCAAGAAGACCCACCGCACCGACGUCCAGUGCAAGAACCGCAUCGACACCAUCAAGAAGAAGUACAAGUUCGAGAUGAAUAGGGUUUCGUCCUCCAACGGAGCCCUAACCUCUUCUUGGCCUUUCUUCGAGAGGCUUGACGCUCUCAUCGGAUCUAACUACAAGAAGCCGUCUCCUUCGCCCCCGGUCGCUGUUCCGUUGCCUUUAGGGUAUAGGAAGACGCCGUCUCCGGCCACCGUUGUGACGGCCGUGGCGCUGCCGCAGAAGCGGUCUGCGUCGUCUGCGGCGGUCGACGAGGGUUCCUUCAGGAUGAAUUACUCGGCUGUGGCUGCGGCGGCAGCGGCAGGGGCUGAGGAUGAUGACGACGAGGACGAGGACGAGGAUGAGGACGACGACGUGAACUACGAGGUUGAUGAGGAGGUUGAGAUGGAGAGGGAGAGAGAUAGCGGAGGCGAGAUUGGAGGUGGAGGAGGAGGAGAAGGGUUGAAGAGAUUGGCGAGAGCGAUUGAGAGGUUCGGGGAGGUGUAUCAGAGAGUGGAGGCCGAGAAGUUGAGGCAGAUGGUGGAGUUGGAGAAGCAGAGGAUGCAAUUCGCCAAUGAUUUGGAGGUGCAGAGGAUGAAUAUGUUCAUGGACACGCAGGUCCAGCUCGAGCGGAUCAAGCACGGCAAGCGAUCGGGCUCUAAUGAUAUUUAUAUGCGGGGAGAGCUUUAAUGGUAGACUUCCAUGGGAAGCAUAAUGUAGUAUCUUCUUGAUUAUCCUACAAAGUACAUAUUGUUGCAGCUGAUACUGGACCUAGAGAAACUACUGGCACAACAGUCCCAAGUUUUCUUUUUUCUUUUCUUUUUUCAUCUUGGUUUUUUCUUUCUAAAUUAUUAUUGUUUUGGGAACAAGUUUAAUCGGCAUGGCAGUUGUACUCGGCUUAGAUUGGUCCAAUGAAUUUGGUUUUGGCUGUAUUAGCUUUUUAGUUUGAA
Messenger RNA from Prunus mume (Japanese apricot), 974 nucleotides. The record is from RefSeq and is a predicted model, not a curated record. Lineage: Eukaryota; Viridiplantae; Streptophyta; Magnoliopsida; Rosales; Rosaceae.